Molecule: messenger RNA, 764 nt
Organism: Lates calcarifer (barramundi perch)
Lineage: Eukaryota; Metazoa; Chordata; Actinopteri; Centropomidae
Gene: gcgb
Product: glucagon b
Exons: 4
Coding region: 164-535 (123 amino acids)
Biological process (GO): response to starvation
Cellular component (GO): extracellular region
Molecular function (GO): glucagon receptor binding; hormone activity
Source: RefSeq, a predicted model, not a curated record
GUCACCUGGGAGAACACCACUCAGCUCUACUAUAUAAGACCGAGCAGAUCAAGAGGGGACCGUGAAACAGCUCCAUAAGCCAAAAGAGAGAAGGGCACCAGUCAGCGCACUUCACAAUUGCUCUCUGAGACGCUCGACAGAAAGGAGCACAGAAGCUCAAACAAUGAAAAGCACCUACUCUUUGGCAGGACUCCUGCUCCUCAUCAUCAUCCAAAGCAGCUGGCAGGUGCCUGACCAGGACACAGAUCGAAACUCCAUGUUAUUGACUGAAAACUCCUUGUUGACCGAACCAAUCGAGCUCUCAAACAUGAAGAGACAUUCAGAGGGAACAUUUUCCAACGACUACAGUAAAUACCUGGAGACAAGAAGAGCACAAGACUUUGUCCAGUGGCUAAAGAACUCAAAAAGGAAUGGGAGUCUAUUUAGACGCCAUGCAGACGGCACCUACACAAGUGACGUGAGCUCCUACCUGCAGGACCAGGCAGCCAAGGAGUUUGUGUCCUGGCUGAAGACUGGCCGAGGCAGAAGAGAUUAGACUCAACCACAAAGCUCCACCAGCCCCCUAAAUAAUGCAGCAAAUCCCAAUGACUCUGUGCCAUUAUAUGUUUCACAAUCUGUACUAGCCUAUUCUUCGGUCAUGGUAUUAAAUUCCCCUCGUAAGAGGCUCUGCCAGCCUUCAGCAGCUGAAGGAAAUGUUGUCAAAAUGCAAACAGUUACAGUUAUGUUUGAAGUGUGUCUCAAUCAUAAAUGCUGUGAAACUUUCA